This is a messenger RNA of Brassica rapa (field mustard), 1382 nucleotides long. RefSeq names its product fasciclin-like arabinogalactan protein 14. Gene Ontology annotation, cellular component: plasma membrane. The record is from RefSeq and is a predicted model, not a curated record. NCBI's taxonomy places the organism in Eukaryota, Viridiplantae, Streptophyta, Magnoliopsida, Brassicales, Brassicaceae.
GAUAGCCUAAACACUUAAAAAGUAACCACCAUAAUCGGUCCUGAGACUCCCGACAAGUGCUCUUAAUCCAAGAAAAAAAAAGACACGACACAAGUGUCCUCAAAGUGUGGAGAAAGACACUCUCUUCUUCAUGUCUAAACAAGACACCAAAUCAAACUUACAGAUCUCUGCUCUAUAAAAAGCUCACACCAUAUCCACAAAAAUCAACCUCAUCAACCAAAUCCACACAAUGUCUUCUACUUCUGCUUCACUUACACUCUUCUUCUUCUUCUUCUUUGCUUCUACAUUCCUCUACGCCAACGCAUUCAACAUCACACGCAUCUUAAACCUGAACAAUGAGUUCUCCUCUUUCAACAACCUCCUCUCCCAAACCGGGCUCGCUUCCACCAUCAACUCCCGUCAAACCAUAACCGUCCUCGCCCUUUCCAACGACGCAAUGUCCAUAUUCUCCGACCAAUCAACCGAAGACAACAAGAAAAGCCUCAGCCUCCACAUCGUCUUAGACUACUACGACAUCAAGAAACUCAAGAGUCUCAACAAAAGAUCAGUAAUACUCACCACUCUCUUCCAAUCAAGCGGUCAAGCCAAAGGCCAACAAGGGUUCAUAAACGCAACCGUUAUGAACAACGGUGACGUCAUGUUUGGAUCUGCGGUUCGUGGAUCUCUCCUUGACUCUAAGCUUAUAGACUCUGUUGCCACCCAUCCAUAUAACAUCUCGGUGCUUCAUAUUAGUAGUUACAUACCUAUAAUGAAUCCUGAAGGUCCUUCUGAUCAUGGUUCAUCAUCUACACCACUUCCUCCACAACCUCCUAAUGAUGAUGAUUAUACAUUUGACGAGCCACCAUCCCCACCUUCCUCUACUACUAAGCCUUUUGUUGCUGCUGCUACUGCCGCUACUGCUAAGCCACCUUCUGCUGCAAAAGCCAACUCCACAACAAGUGGAGUUUCAGCGAUUAAUGCUCCUGACUUGGCGUUUGCGUUUGCGUUUGUGAUCUCAUCCUUUUGGUUCUUCAUGACGGUCUAGUGAAUAACAACAGAGUGCAAGAAUGAAAUAAACCAGAUCAGCUUUCUGAAAGCCAGAAAAAAAAAAGUGGAGAUGAGCAGCAAAGCUUUCAAGCUUUUACACCCAAAACACAUAAGAACACUUCAAGCUUCAUAAUUUCUAUGGAAUAAGGCAACAAAAUCCAAAGAACAAAUAAAGUGACUUAUGAUAUACAAUAAGGAUGGAGAAAGUUGUAAAACUCAAAAUUUUCUUUAUUUGGAAGCUGUGAAUGAUUUGAAAUGUAAACAAUAAAGAAUAUAAAACAUGUAAGGUUUUUCUCAAUGUUCAAAAAUGGUAGAUGGUAAAUAGAUGCUCAGUAGAAUUUUAUAGUUAUAUUAGA